Messenger RNA from Pipistrellus nathusii (Nathusius's pipistrelle), 1965 nucleotides. NCBI's taxonomy places the organism in Eukaryota, Metazoa, Chordata, Mammalia, Chiroptera, Vespertilionidae. The record is from the annotation of a GenBank genome assembly.
AUGGCGGCGGCGGCUCUGGGCAGCUCCGCGGCCUCCGCGUCCCCGGCCGUGGCCGAGCUCUGCCAGAACCCCCCGGAGACCUUCCUGGAGGCCUCCAAGCUGCUGCUCACCUAUGCGGACAACAUCCUCAGAAACCCUAAUGAUGAAAAAUAUAGAUCUAUCCGGAUUGGAAACGCAACUUUUUCUACUAGACUCUUGCCUGUCAGAGGAGCCGUUGAAUGUUUAUUUGAAAUGGGCUUUGAGGAGGGAGAAACACAUCUCAUCUUUCCUAAAAAAGCUUCAGUGGAACAGCUGCAAAAAAUACGUGACCUGAUUGCCACAGAGAGAAGUAGCAGAUUGGAUGAAGCAUAUAAGAGCCACAUGGGAUUAUCUCAGCAACCUGCAGCCAGUAUCCAACUUCCUGCAGCACAGGCUUCAGACCCUAAUGGGUUAACCCAGCAUGUAGCGGACAGUGCAGGGCAGCCAUCAAAUCCACCAUUUGCUCCAAUGGUUACUGCUGACUCAAUCAUUCUGAAAGUUCUUCAGGCUAACCUGCAGCAUGUGCUGGCCUAUGAAAAUCUUGCUCUCCAGCAGAAAGCAUUGGCUUGUAUUCCUGUCCAACAACUGAAAAAGAGAGCUCAAGAAAAGUUAUCUAGAGCUAGAAAAUUGGAUAAAGGUACUAAUUUCAGUGAAGAGGAUUUUCUUUUGCUGGAGCUUCUACACUGGUUUAAGGAAGAAUUUUUUCAGUGGGUGAAUGACAUUUUGUGCAGCAAAUGUGGUGGCAAGACAAAGUCUAGAGGUGAAGGAUUAUUUCCCACUGAAGAUGAGUUGAAGUGGGGUGCAAACAGAGUGGAAGAUCAUUAUUGUGAGGCGUGCCAGUUCAGCAAUCGGUUCCCAAGGUAUAAUAACCCUGAGAAACUUUUGGAAACAAAAUGUGGACGGUGUGGCGAGUGGGCCAAUUGUUUUACACUGUGCUGCCGAGCCUUAGGGUUUGAAGCUCGCUACGUUUGGGAUUACACAGACCACGUCUGGACAGAAGUCUAUUCUCCCUCUCAGCAGCGGUGGCUGCACUGUGACUCCUGUGAAGAUGCCUGUGACAAACCGCUCCUCUAUGAAGUAGGGUGGGGCAAGAAGCUCUCCUAUGUCCUAGCAUUUUCUAAAGAUGAGGUGGUUGAUGUCACUUGGCGAUAUUCUUGUAAACACGAAGAGGUAAUCUCCAGAAGAACUCAGAUUAAAGAAGAAUUACUUCGAGAAACUAUUAAUGGACUUAAUAAACAGAGGCAAAUGUCUUUGUCAGAAAGCAGAAGAAAAGAACUUCUUCAGAGGAUAAUUGUGGAGCUUGUGGAAUUUAUUUCUCCCAAGACCCCUAAACCUGGAGAACUUGGUGGAAGAAUAUCGGGGUCAGUGGCUUGGAGAGUAGCCCGAGGUGAAAUGGGUCUAGAGAAAAAGGAAGCCAUGUUGUUCAUCCCCUCUGAAAAUGAGAAGAUUUCUAAACAGCUACACCUUUGUUAUAAUAUUGUCAAAGAUCAUUAUGUUCGAGUUUCAAAUAAUAAUCAAAUCAUUUCUGGAUGGGAAAAUGGUGUAUGGAAAAUGGAAUCCAUAUUCAGAAAAGUUGAAACAGACUGGAACAUGGUGUAUUUAGCUCGAAAGGAAGGAUCAUCUCAUGCUCAUAUUUCCUGGAAGUUUGAUUGUGGGUCAGUUGGCCUAAAACUAGAUAGUAUUACCGUUAGAACAAGUAGUCAAACCUUUCAGACUGGAACAAUACAGUGGAAACUGCGAUCUGAUACAGCACAAGUAGAACUGUCCGGCGAUAAAAUUCUUCGCUCCUAUCAUGAUUUUUCUGGUGCCACGGAAGUUAUUUUGGAAGCAGAAUUAAGCAGAGGAGAUGGUGAUGUUGCUUGGCAACAUACUCAACUAUUUAGACAAAGCUUAAAGGACCAAGAGGAAAAUUGUUUGGAGAUAAUUAUAAAAUUCAGUGACCUUUGA